Schistocerca gregaria is the source of this 974-nucleotide messenger RNA. Its product is annotated as endocuticle structural glycoprotein SgAbd-5-like. The transcript is spliced from 3 exons. Gene Ontology annotation, molecular function: structural constituent of chitin-based larval cuticle. NCBI's taxonomy places the organism in Eukaryota, Metazoa, Arthropoda, Insecta, Orthoptera, Acrididae. Bases 80 to 439 code for a protein of 119 amino acids. Gene Ontology annotation, cellular component: chitin-based extracellular matrix. The record is from RefSeq and is a predicted model, not a curated record.
GUCUCUACAUAUAUAGCUCGCCGCCGCCGGCCUGGCUCGCCAGUGCGCCAAGCUCCACGACGCCAGCUACGCCGCCGACAUGAACCCGGCCACGUUGAUGCUGAUAGCUGCUAUGUGGUGUAGCGUCUUGGGAGCGCCACCGCAAAUUAACGCCAAGGACGCUACCAUCAUCCAACAGGAGAACGACUUCAACGGCCUUAGCCCCUGGCGCUGGAGCUUCAAGAACAGCGACGGCUCGGAGCGGACCGAGGAGGGGGAGCUGACCGCGGACGGGUCGCCCGACGUGUCCGGCUCGUACACCAGGGUGUCGCCCAAGACGGGCGCCGUCUACGUCGUCACCUAUCGCGCCGACAAGCACGGCUUCCACGUCAUCAGCAGGCCGCUCGGCAAGGACCAGCCGGGAGAUGCGUACGCCAGGCUCCAUAGGCGGCAAUUCUGACGGCAACACCUGCUGCAACCAAACAAGGCGCCGUGACAGCAAAGUGGACACAGCAACGCAGCGAAUUCGUCCACACACUUCCUUCUUCUAAAUAAACCUGCAGCCCGGCAAUGCGAACUUCUUCGACAUCUCUUAUGUUCUGAUGUCACUCGAGGACUUCGACAGCUGUCAGAAAAGCAGCAUACCGUACAGAGAGCAAACAUGCGAUCUCAGUAUUAGAAUGACAAGCUUAACUGAUUGCUAGAGGUUCCUUGCGUACCGGAACAACAACCUUACAAAAUUAUUUCUCUGUUUUUCAUAUCCGUAAAGCACUCGCUCCCUCUGUCUUCAACAUCCAGCAUAUGGUACCUUGUCGAAACGAAUCAAUGAUUGAUUCGCGCCGUGCAGAAAAGUCUAAAACCAUACGAUUUUGCAGUUGUCAAUUAAUAUCUUACUCAUCAUUAGCGAAGUACUUAUCGUUCGAGAUUUAAACUUGAGCGAUGAAUUUAUAACUGAAAAUGAAGGGGUAAUGAAGCAGUAAACUGUUUUUUUUGUU